CUCGAGUCCAUUGAGUUCGAGGGCCAACAGCCCAAACACAUAAAUUAGUUCACAAAAUUCGGACUGAGCCGACGCUUUUAGAGAAGAGAAUAUGCUCCUUUACCUAUGGAGAAUCUGUUGAUGGUACUUUCCGAUUCUCAACUCUGCAACUCCAUUGCAAUGAGUUUUAGAGCUCACAUUCACUUUAGAACCUCAAAACCCUAAAGCCUACUGAACUGCCAACCAACUACUUUUCUGGAUUGUAUUUAUAUAUAUAUAAUCCUUGUUUGUUUUCACGCAUUAAAUGCCUACUCCUCGCGUUCUCUCUGCUCUUCGCUGCUAUCGUCAUCGUUAUCAAGGCUCUUAUUCCCUUUCUGCUGCACUCGAGAAAUUUGAUUUUGAUGCUUUUCAUUCUUGUUCAUCCAAACACGAAGAGGAAACUGAACCUCAUUUCAAUACUUAUCAUAAACUUCAACGAAAUCCCUGCUCUUCACCGUCUUCAUUCGCAUUGCGCAGUAUAUUCUCUGUUAACUCUUCACGAAAUGUAGUCUCGUCUUCAAUUUCCAGAAAUAGUAGUCACCUGUUCCUCAGCCGGGGUUUGCUUACCAGAGCGAAGAAGAUAAAGACGAUAGAGGUGGUGGAUGAUCAUGGCCAGAGAGCAGUCACAACAGCUUUAUGGUGCAAUUUUCUUGUCUUUUCCCUGAAGUUUGGGGUCUGGUUUGUCAGUUCCAGCCAUGUUAUGCUGGCUGAAGUUGUGCAUUCAGUUGCAGAUUUUGCAAAUCAGGCACUUCUUGCUUAUGGUUUAAGUAGCUCCAGACGUGCACCAGAUGCUAUCCACCCAUAUGGCUAUUCCAAGGAAAGAUUUGUUUGGUCUUUGAUAUCUGCUGUUGGUAUCUUUUGUCUUGGUUCUGGUGCUACUAUAGUUAAUGGAGUUCAAAAUUUGUGGACUUCUCAGCAACCAGAAAACAUUGGAUAUGUAGCACUGGUGAUUGGUGGCUCAUUCAUUAUAGAGAGUAUUUCUCUCAUUGUGGCUAUACAAGCUGUCAGAAAAGGAGCUGCCGCGGAAGGAAUGACAGUGAGAGAUUAUAUUUGGCGAGGUCAUGAUCCUACAGCUGUGGCUGUCAUGACGGAGGAUGGUGCUGCAGUUACAGGCCUAGCCAUUGCUGCUGCAUCACUGGUUGCUGUAAAUGCCACUGGAAAUCCAAUUUAUGAUCCCAUUGGUUCCAUUAUAGUAGGCAACCUUCUAGGAAUGGUUGCUAUAUUUCUGAUCCAGAGAAAUCGUCAUGCUUUGAUUGGUAGAGCAAUUGAUGACAAAGACAUGGACAGGGUUCUGCAGUUCCUGAGAAAUGAUCCAGUUGUUGAUUCCAUUUAUGAUUGCAAAAGUGAGGUGAUUGGACCUGGUUUCUUUAGGUUUAAGGCUGAGAUAGACUUCAAUGGCGUAGUGCUGGUUCAAAAUUACCUAGAGAGAGCUGGACGUGAAGAGUGGGCUAAACAGUUUCGGGAGGCUUCAGAGCAGAAGGAUGAUGCAGAACUAUUGAAACUGAUGUCAUGCUAUGGUGAGGAAGUUGUCACAGCACUAGGGAGUGAAGUUGAUCGGCUAGAAAAGGAAAUCCAGGAAAUAGUUCCAGGCAUUAGGCAUGUGGACAUUGAGGCCCAUAACCCAAUUUGAUCGUCCCCACGAGUAUAUAACUUAAUACUGAGCUAUGCAGAAUUCUUUGGCAAAUUAUAACAAAAUGGGAUACACGAUUGAUGAAUUAUGGGAACUAUCAUUUAAUUGGAUGCUCUCAACGAAGCUUCUCUACACUGACAGCUGCGUAAAACUUGUUUGAAAAAAUUGUCAUUUCAGCGUAGGGGAUAAUGAUCCUCUGCUCGUCUUUUUUCUUGUGAGUGUACAAAAGCAGUUUCUAAUUAUUUCCGACGAUGAUUGUGCAAGUGGAAAGCAACUCAAAUGAUAUAUGAAAGGCACCUCAGAGAGAUUUGAUACCAAUUAAGCAGCUUAAAGAAUGGUUCCUGUCUCAAGCAAUAUAAUGUAAUAUAUGAACAUUAGAGUCACUAGACAAGUGAUAAUUAAAAAAGGAAAACUAGAGCCUUCCAGUGUGGAUGGUUAAGAUUGUCCAUUGAUAAGAGUGCAACGUGUGAUGUGUGGGUUAGAUGCAUGUCACGGGUUUGAACCUUGCUGUAGACAAACAUUUUGUAUUUAAGUGGGGAAGGGUAAAGUACAGGCUCAUUAUUCACUUGUUGCGAACUGUGGUACACUGCUACUUUGGGAUUUCUGGAUUGUCAAAUUUCUUUUUGAUGGUUCAGAUCU
Lycium ferocissimum is the source of this 2287-nucleotide messenger RNA. Its product is annotated as metal tolerance protein C4-like. The transcript has 13 exons. Gene Ontology annotation, molecular function: monoatomic cation transmembrane transporter activity. Lineage: Eukaryota; Viridiplantae; Streptophyta; Magnoliopsida; Solanales; Solanaceae. Bases 284 to 1648 code for a protein of 454 amino acids. Gene Ontology annotation, biological process: zinc ion transport; transmembrane transport. Gene Ontology annotation, cellular component: membrane. The record is from RefSeq and is a predicted model, not a curated record.